Messenger RNA from Danio aesculapii, 11029 nucleotides. RefSeq names its product ATP-binding cassette, sub-family A (ABC1), member 5 (gene abca5). The transcript is spliced from 39 exons. Bases 128 to 5149 code for a protein of 1673 amino acids. Gene Ontology annotation, biological process: lipid transport; transmembrane transport. Gene Ontology annotation, cellular component: intracellular membrane-bounded organelle; membrane. The record is from RefSeq and is a predicted model, not a curated record. Gene Ontology annotation, molecular function: ABC-type transporter activity; ATP binding; ATP hydrolysis activity. NCBI's taxonomy places the organism in Eukaryota, Metazoa, Chordata, Actinopteri, Cypriniformes, Danionidae.
CUGAUGGCAGAGGCGCAAGUAGUGUUGACAACGCCGCCCUGGAUCUCUUCUGUUUUUAUUCAUUUCUCUAAGGUUUUUUAUUUGGAAACAACAAAGCGAAUCUGGAGGAAAGGAAAGACAUGUCUUAAUGUAUUUCAUACCGGUGUCUGAUCCAUGUGGCAGUCAGCUGAAGCAUGCUGGAAGAAUGCAGCCCUUAACCAGAAGAGAUGCCGGAGUCUGGCAUCAGACGAGGAGCCUGCUCUACAAAAACCUGCUGAUCAAAUGGAGGACCAAACAACAGAGUCUCCAGGAGCUGAUCUUGCCUUUGCUCCUCCUGGGUCUUCUCAUCCUCAUCAGCACCCUCAACCCUCAUGUCUCCUAUGGCAGCAUCAGCACCAAGGAACUAGAGUUCGAGCGGGAACUGCCAGUCAAAGGCCUGGGUUACACCCCCAUCACCAAUUUCACCAAUCACAUCAUGGAAGAGGUGGCACGCGAACUGACUAUGAAUGAGCAUUUAGACAUGUUCUCCACCGAGGCUGAUUUAGAGAAUGCCAGUCUCUAUGAACCCGAGGGAUACGUUGGAGUGGUCUUUUUGGAUUCGAUGUCGUAUCGUCUGCGAUUCCCGUACAGCCAGCUUCCUCUGCCUAGUGACUUCACUGAAUCCAUAACAAGCUGUUACACCAACUAUGUCAACUGCCGUGCCGCCAACUACUGGUAUUCUGGAUUCAUACGGCUACAGUCUGUCAUUGAUGCUGCCAUUAUACAGAUGAAGACCAAACGUCCGGUGUGGAAUGAAUUAAAAGUACGUGCAGUGAUGAUGGGACAUCCAGGUUCAGUGGAGGUUCAGAAGUUCCCUCAUGCACUGAUCUCCAUCUACUUAGUGUUGGCCUUCACACCCUUCGUUUCCUUCCUCAUUGUCAAUGUGGCAGCUGAAAAAGAGCAGCGGCUCAAAGACACCAUGGGCAUGAUGGGAUUGUAUGACUCUGCCUUUUGGCUUUCAUGGGGCCUUCUCUAUGCUGCCCUAGUGACUACCAUGUCCAUUCUAAUGGCUGUUAUUGCGACCUGCACACCCCUGUUCUCCAACAGCAAUUUCUUUGUCAUCUUCCUCCUCAUUUUCCUCUAUGGAAUAUCCUCGAUUUUCUUCUCCUUCAUGUUGACCCCGUUGUUUAAGAAGCCCAAGUUUGCCAGUACAGUGGGCUCAAUGCUGACGGUGGUGUUCGGCUGUCUGUCGCUCUUCACUGUGUUGAUGAGAGAUUUCCCUCAGUCUGCUGUGUGGCUCCUCUGCCUUCUGUCCCCCAGUGCUUUCUCUAUCGGCAUCGCCCAGGUGGUGUAUCUGGAAGCUCAAGGGGACGGCGCAGUGUUCUCAUCUCUGGGCAAUGGUCCUCACGCUCUCUAUGUUCCACUGGUCAUGCUGUUUUUGGACUGCAUUCUCUACCUGCUUUUAGCCAUUUACCUGGACCAGGUGCUACCAGGCGAGUUUGGCACAAGACGCUCAGUGCUGUAUUUUCUAAAGCCGUCCUAUUGGUCCAAGCGGAGGAAGCGCUAUGUGGAGGUGAGCUCUGUGUAUGAGGGUGAAGUGAACGGGAUGCCUGCGCUUGACGAAUCGGUGGAGGCCGUUUCUCCUGAGUUCAGAGGCAAAGAGGUUAUCAGGAUCUGCAAUAUCCGAAAAAUUUAUAGGGAGAAGGAUACUAAAGUGGAGGCUUUAAGAGGGUUGACUUUUGACAUCUAUGAGGGUCAAAUUACAGCCCUGCUGGGUCACAGUGGAGCAGGAAAAUCCACCCUUAUGAACAUCCUGUGUGGCAUUUGCCCCCCUACCGAAGGCACGGCCACCAUCUAUGGGUCUCCGGUGGCAGAGAUCGCAGAGGGGGCCGAGAUGAAGCAGCUGGUUGGUAUUUGCCCCCAGUUCAACAUCAUCUUUGAUGUGCUCACCGUAGAGGAACACCUGAGGAUCUUUGCCGCCAUCAAAGGGAUCCUGCCCUCAGAUAUUGACGGUGAGGUGAGGAAAGUUCUAAAAGAUCUGGAUUUGGAGAAGAUUAUGGACGCACAGGCUAAAAACCUCAGUGGAGGCCAGAAGAGAAAGCUCUCUGUGGGCAUAGCAAUUCUCGGAGACCCCAAGAUCCUUCUUUUGGAUGAGCCUACAGCUGGUAUGGACCCAGUGUCUCGGCACCAGGUUUGGUCUUUACUGAAGAGCCGUAGAGCAGGCAGAGUUACUGUUCUCAGCACUCAUUAUAUGGAUGAGGCUGAUAUACUUGCAGAUCGUAAAGCUGUCAUCUCGCAAGGACAGCUCAAGUGUGUUGGCUCUUCUUUGUACCUGAAGACCAAGUGUGGAGUUGGUUAUCAUCUAAGAAUGUCAGUGACUGAAGGCUGUGAGGUGGAGGGCAUCACGUCGCUGGUCAAGCAGCAUGUUCCCAAAGCUCAGUUGUCAAGGCAGCAAGAGGCUGAGCUUACAUUCACGCUGCCUUUCGAGAGCAUGGACACCUUCCCAGGACUGUUUGCGGAGCUGGACUGUCGACCGGACCUGGGUAUCAUUAACUACGGUGUCUCCAUGACAACAUUAGAGGAUGUAUUCUUGCGUCUGGAGGCGGAAGCAGAGGUGGAUCAGGCUGACUACAGUGUGUUUAACCAGGAAAAAGUGGAAGAAGAGGGAGAUGCGUCGUCUAUGGAUGACACGGACCAGAGGCUGCUGACGUUUUCAGACAGUAGGCAGGACACAGUAACUGGCCAUGCCCUCUGGAGGCAGCAGUUUAGCACAGUGGCCUGGCUACACAUGCUCAACCUCCAGAGAGAGAGAAAACCUAUUAUAUACAAUUUGACGUUGUUCUUGGUUUUCUUGUCUGCGAUGCUGAUUCUGUCCGUGGCCACAGGAAACAUUCAGAUCCAUUCUCCUGAAAGACUGUUUUCACCAAUAUACCUGCUGCGCCGCAAUGAGGCUCCUCACAAAUACACCACCAGCCUGCUUGUGCAAAACUCCACCGAUUCUGACCUAUCAGGGUUCAUCCACAAUCUGCAGUCUCAGGACAUUAAAGUGGAAAUGAUGAAAAAGCUAGACUACAUGUCAGCAGCACCGGUCAGCGCCGCCAUCAACGUGACCGGAUCCAGUAAGGAUUUUACCUACAUUUUAGCGUUUAACAGCACCACUGUGCACUCUCUGCCCAUGGCUGUGAAUGUGCUCAGUAAUGCUCUCCUGAAAGGUUAUAACGGCACUGGACACAUUAGAACCUGGUCCAAACCCUUUGAUUAUCAAAUUCCAGAUAAAACAUCCUAUGCCCUGGUUUACAUUGAGGCUGUGAUUCUUGGGAUGUUGGCUGCUGGGAUGCCAGCCUACUUCGCAAUGGAUCACACAAGAGACAGAGAACUGAAGUGUCGCUCAACACUGAGGAUCUCUGGUCUUGUUCCUUCUGCAUACUGGUGCGGUCAGGCAGCUAUCGAUGUCCCAUUCUAUUAUCUGAUCUUAACCUGCAUGACCAGCACCCUGUUUGCCUUCCAUUCUACAAACCUGCUAACCUCCCAUAACAUCUUGUCUGUGGCUCUUUGUCUGAUUGGCUUCUCUCCAGCCAUGGUUCUCUUUACAUACUGCGUGUCCUUCAUGUUCGUCAGAGUCCAGAGCAAUAGAGACUUCUUCUCUGUUGUCUCCAUGAUGCUCUGUGUGGUUUCCGCAUCCAUAGUCCAGCUGGCUCUUGUGAAUGAAAGUGCAUCUAUGGCGCGUCUCCUCCACAAUGCACUGUGUUUCUUCAGUCCACUUUACCCUCUAAUGGGCUGCCUUAACUGCAUUACUGUGGCCACCUUUGUUCAGUCCCCUCAUGAUGAUGAUUUUCUGUGGAAGAACCUCUUCAUUUCUGUUGUGGCUCCAUACAUCCAGUGUAUUCUUCUGCUCGUCACACUAAGAUGGCUAGAGAUCAGAUAUGGAGGGAAGACCAUGAAAAAUGACCAGCUCUGCAGGAUUUCUUCCCAAGCAAAGAGCAAAGCUCAGCGGAACCCAGAGGAGAACAUGAGUGAGGAUGAAGAUGUUCAGAUGGAGAAAGCACGAGUGAAAGAGGCCAUGACCUGUCAGUGCUGUGAGGAGAAACCAGUUGUGGUGGUGAGUAACCUCAGAAAACAGUACAAAGGCAAGAGGGAGGGCUUCUCACUCAAUAAGAAAAGGAAAGUGGCCACCAAGAACAUCUCUUUCUGUGUCCGCAAAGGUGAGGUUUUGGGUCUGCUGGGUCCAAAUGGAGCAGGGAAGAGCACAAUCAUGCACAUGCUGUCUGGAGACACUGAAGCCACCGCUGGACAGAUUCUGAUGGGAGAUUAUGGCACAGACUUUCAGCCGGCGGAAAACCCCUUGGAGCAUGUAGGGUAUUGUCCUCAGGUGAACCCUCUGUGGCCCAGAAUCACUCUGCAGGAGCACCUGGAGAUCUAUUCUGCCAUCAAGGGGCUACAUCAGCGCGAUAUCCCCAACAUCAUUAAGCGUGUUGUGAAUGCUCUAGAGCUAAAGGAUCAUCUUUACAAACAGUCAAAAAACUUGUCUGCAGGGCUAAAGAGGAAGUUGUGCUUUGCACUAAGCAUGCUGGGAAAUCCUCAGAUAGUUCUGUUGGAUGAACCAUCUACAGGGAUGGAUCCUAAAUCAAAACAACGCAUGUGGAGGGCAAUCCGUGCUGCUUUUAAGAACAAACAGCGAGGGGCACUGUUGACCACCCAUUACAUGGAAGAGGCAGAGGCUGUGUGUGACCGUGUGGCGAUCAUGGUUUCUGGUCAGCUGAGGUGUAUUGGCUCAAUCCAGCACCUGAAGGGGAAGUUUGGCCGAGGAUACAGCCUAGAGAUUAACCUCAGAGAGGAGCUCACAGGUCUCCAGCAGGUAGCGCUGUUGCACAAAGAGAUACUGAAGAUAUUUCCCCAUGCUGUUCGUCAGGACAGUUUUGCCACUCUGAUGGUGUAUAAAAUCCCAAUGGAAGAUGUGAAGUCAUUAGCCAAGUCUUUUGCCCAGUUAGAAAGUGCUAAACAGAACUUCAACUUUGAAGAGUACAACUUUUCCCAGUCAACUCUUGAACAAGUUUUCAUGGAGUUUGCCAAGGAGCAGGAGAAUGAGGAAGAAGAGGUUGGAUCACUAAGCACGACUUUUCAAUGGCAGAGACUGAGACAGGACGGCCCUGUAUCCAUUAAUCACGCCGACAGCAUAGUACACCAGCUAUGAACCAAUCCUGUUCCCUGAAGCGUUCUGCCCUUGCUUCCGUCUUUCUCUUUCUCCUUCGCUCUGCAUGUGCCGUCUUUUGCCUUAAGAGCCUUAAACCCAUGGGACUCACAGGACAAUCGACUCCAGAGACUUCAAUGGCCACUAACGCACACUAAUAAUGUGUGUGUGUGUCUGUGUGUGUUUAUGUGGCUCUGGCACUGGCACUUGCUCAGAAGGAAUCAGACACAGGACUCGAGUGUCAUCCGUUAAACACAGAGCUAGACUCGUCGUCAUCUGUUUUUACAACGACAAAAAAAAAAGAUUUUAUUUUUUAAACUCUCACUUCUUAUAUCUAUCAAGCUCACCGUCACGCGUCCAUCACUGGGAAAUGAAUUUGCAUGAAGCGGGUUCCACGUUAUCAAAACAGUACCAAAGUUUCCACUUACAUCGACACCAAACUGCUUUCUUUUUUCUUUAUUUGGUGUCUGUAGCAUGGGAUAUAAACAAACUCGCAUCUGUCUGUCUGUCUGUGUAUGUGUGUGUAGAUAGCGUUAAUAUCGAUGGGUGUGUUUUACAUUUUCAGACAGGAGAAUCUGAUUUACUGUGUGCAGCAUUAACACUGAGAUUAACCAGCAUGUAGGGGCUGCUCUCCGCUUCUCGUACUCUUCUGUUUCAGGACGGAGCGGCCCUGCCAGGUGCAUGAAGCCUCUUCUGUCUCUGCUGCACUGGGAGAUCCACACGACUCCUUUCUCAAACACCAGCACGCGUUUCAGGCUUUCACACUCAGAGCUCUCCAAAGAAAAACAGGGCUAAAGCACUCGCAGUGAGUAAGCCGAUGGGUUAAAAUCAAGACAAUGAAGAACUUUUUCUCCCUCUUUCAUCCUCUUUUCUUUGUCUUGUCGUCUGGUGGCCUUCCUUUAGGAGCAGUUUUAAAACCAGUAGCUUAAGAAUGUAGUUUUCACCGUUUCCAACCAUGUAGCAUUCUAGAUUUGGUCACAUACUGCUGAGUUGGUGUGUUUUUGGUUUUCUUUAAUGAAGGUAAGAGUACUGUAGGAACCGUGAGCCUUGAAUGUACAAUGGUGUUUUAUGAUGUAGUUUAGGUUUUCGGGUGUACGUCUUCACUUUUGUGAAGGCACCUAAAUGAGAUGUUUUCUUCUGCUCCUUUUAAAGUCGGUGGUUCUUGUUUAAGAGGGUGUUUUUUUUAUAUAUUUUGGAAUAUAUUUUUGGUUUGUUUUUAAUGUGAAUUUGAUUAAAUGAUCACAUCUCAUUUUUUAUGUUCGUAAAAUCGUGAAAUUGGUGUCUGUGUGUGCACACUGGAGAAUAUGUUUCAGGAAUUAAUUAUUUACUAAUCUAUAUUUCAAAUAAUUUCACAAUAUUUUCUUUUCAUAUUUAAUGGGUGAUGUUUUAAAAUAGGUUUCAAUGCCAGAGAUGCCCAAAUUAGGGCCCUCGGGCCAAAGUUGGCCCAUGGUGACCUAUGAUUUGACCCGCAAUCCCAUCUGAAAAGAGGGGGAGAAUGAUAGGGGAUGGUUCAGAGCAGGGGUGCCCAAACCUUUUUUUGUAAAGGGCCAAAAACCAAACUUGAUUAUGAGAUGUAGGCUGAAUAUAUCACAUCGUAGUAUAUUAAAUUUGCCAUGGGUAAUGUCCUAAUUUAUCCACUAAUAUUUAAAAAAUAACUAGAAAACAUUGCUUAAAAUCAUAGUAACUAAUAUAGAAUCAUUUUGCAACUUGUUACAGUAAAAACAUAAACUAUCUGAUUUAUAACACAAUGCAGUUCAGUGCUGAAAACACUAGUCGACGUUAGGUGUGGGCAGUAUCCAUAUUUUGAUACCGUCAAACAUUCUCCCUAUUUUGCCUUGGUAUACGAUAUUGCCGUGCUUAAAAAAAUUAUGAUGUAAGGCUUAGACAGCGCCACCAAACUGUUGGCCUUGUGCCUAAACCGUUCAGAAACUGAAUCCCGUAUAGUUCGCGGUCACCUGUAUGUCUUGUUGGUAUUAGAGAUGCGUGGGACUAAAGAUGAUGUGUUCGCGAACAGAAGAGCAAAACCAAAAACUACCCAGAUAGAUGAUACAAAGUCCAGACAGCCUAUAACAAGCUGUCUGUAUAAACGCACAGACAAAUUAUUACCGCACCGCAAGAAAUCUGGUCGGCUCCCACGGUACAGCAGCGUGAAUGCAGACCUCUAGUUUGUAUUUACUACGUCUCCCUUCUUGUUCGGUCGAAACCCGAAAUACUGCCAAACUGCAGAGGUUGUGUUCUUUUUCGAGACCAGGUCACUUGGUGCUCGACUCGCCAUCUUACCCCACCUCUCUGUCUCUUGAUGACAAUCACGCAUGCGCAUUUUUAGACGUUAAAUAAAUUAUAUUUAAUACUUGUCUCCUAUAUAAGUGCAUUGUUUUUUAUGAUGGUGUAACGGUAUUGAAACUGAUACCGUUGCUAUUUUUUAGAUCCCGCGGUAUACCAUAUUACCGCCCAAGCCUAGUCAACGUGCUCCUGCUUUUGCCUUGAUUUGCUAGCCAAUGUCCUGUGCAUUACUUUUUGUCAAGUGACAGUUUUUACAAUAUUAAAAGUCUGGUUCAUUUACAACAUUUCAUUGAAACAUUUAACUUCAGUGCAGGGCUGCAGCCCUUUAGAAACUGAGUUUGACACUCCUGGUUUAGAGAAUGGCAUUUCAAAUCUAAUGUAACCUUUAGUUUGUUUGUUUUAUUGUUAAAAGCUAACUGAAAUAAUCUGAUUCAUUUACAAUAUUUGAUUGAAACAUUUAGUUUAAAUGUACGUACUGUCACCUGAUGGAUGGAGGACAAUGCAGAGACUAGUGAACAAAUCAAGAUAAAGUCAGAUUCUCCACUGUUAAUGUUUUUAUUGCAAUAAGUUAUAGUUUUAAAAGUUGUACUGCAUUAGUUAAUACAAUUUAAAGUAAUGUUCAUAUUUUUUGUUUGUUUUUUAAUUACCCAUGGCAACUUUAAUGUAAUAUAGUUUGGUAUAUUUACCUUCGGCCCAUGGCUCAUAAUGAUAUUUGGGUUUUGACCUUUUAUACAAAAAGGUUUGGGCACCCCUGUUUAAUACAUUAUUACACUGAAAAAAAAUGAUUUGAAUUGGAUUUACUACGUUUGUUUUGUUUAAAGUAAGCGCUUGCAAACUAUUUAUAUGGGCUUAAUUUAAACCCCCCCAAAAAAUGAGUUACUAUUAACAUUAAUAAAUUUAAUUUGUUUGUUUAAAUUCAGCCCAUAUAAAUAGUUUGCAACCAUUUAAACCAAAAAUUAAAAAAUCCACUGAAUCAUGUUUUCAGUAUACUUAAAGGAAUAGUUCAUUCAAAAAUCUAAAACCUCCCUUUAUUUACUAGCCCCAUAUACUGUAUAUUUCAGAUUGCAGUUUUGUUAAUGUUGUUCGAGUUUAUGCAUUAUUAAAAUCCAUACAUGACUCCAGUGGGUUGAUAAAUAUUUUCUGAAUGCAAUUGGAUUUUAUAUUCAUAUUUCAAUUAUAAAUACGUUUACAUUUAUGUGGAUAAACUGCUGUUAACUACUAGAAGGUUAUUAAGCAUUACCAACUAAAAUAUUCAUACUUUGCGAGUAAGUUGCAGUAUUCAUGCAUUCUAUUCUUAACAGGAAAUGUGGGAUUUCAGAACCAUACAAACAUACGUUUACACUUUAUGCAUCUUUCCGUUGAAUUUCUGAUUUGUCUAAAAAGCAAUUUUUCUUUUGAGCUUUGGACAACGAUGAUGAAUGAUGAACUCUGCCUCAAGUGCUGGUUCUCUUGUUGGUAGUAUUUCUGCAAAUGAAGCUUGCUCGAUGUAUCAAGGUUUCUCUUGAGCAGUUGUUAUAUUCAGUUAAAGUCAAAUUAUUAGCCUUUUAGCCCAUUUCUUUUUCAAAUAUUUCCCAAAUGAUGUUUAACAGACCAAGGAAUUUUUCUUCAAGAUAAAGUCUUAUGUUUAAUUUUGGCUAGAGUAAAAGCAGUUUUUAUUAAAAAAAAAUAUAAUUUUAUGACCAAUAUUAUUAGGCCCCUCUUAAGCAAUAUAUAUAUAUAUAUUUUUAACCUAGUCAAGCCUUUAAAUUUCACUUUAACCUGAAUACUAUUUUACUAGAUAUUUUUCAAGACACCAGUAUGUACUGACAUCAUGGCAAAGAUAAAAAAAAUUAUUAGAAAUGAGAGUUAUUAAACACUAUUUUGUUUAGAAAUGUGUUCUUCUUGUUUCUUUCUGUUAAACAGAAAUUGGGAAAAACAAUAUACAGCAGGGCUAAUAAUUCUGGAGAGCUAAUAAUUCUGACUUCGACUGUAUAUCUGAUUGUGUGAUUUGUGUUUUGUUUUAGUUUUACCCUAGCUAAAUGUGCAACCCAGGCUCAUUCUAAAAAUGUACCCCUAUAUACAUUUUUGGAGAGCGUCAAAUAUGUCCCACGAGGUACUUUUUUAAUUAAUUAAUUUAUUUUUUUGCAGUUUUUGUUUUCGCGAAUUCGCCAGAGGCCGCUGUGUACGCUUUUUGAUAUCUCAAAUUUAUCUUGCGAGUGUCGUUCGGACCUGCUGAACUGUUGACUAUAACUGUCCAGCUGAUUGAUUAUCCCACCCACCCACUUCCCUAAACCCAACUGAUAGUGUUUUCAAAAGCACCGAUUGACCAGAGCCCACCCCCUUCCCUAAACCCAACCACAGUGUUUUCAAAAGUAAUCCAGAAAAAGAAAAGCCCCCCUGAUUUUUACCACAUUCUCACCGUUAUUUUCUUUUUUGGAUUUUGUCUUACCCGCUUUCUGGAACUGUUCUUUACCAGACUCAAACCUUGUCUUCGCAGUCGACUCCUCUCUGCAUCUAAAGUCCGCUAACGUAUGCGGCAAGCCACCGGACAAACUGCUAACAACGGGAAAGCCUUCCAUACGGAGGUAAGCAGUCAGCUGCUGGAGCGAAAAGGAACGGCGUCAUACCACCUCAUAGCAUUCGUUUUAAAUACAAAAUGAAGCCAUGCGUACUUCUGGCUACAUAAUUCGCAAUGUCCAGAAAUGUGUAUAUAGGGCUACAUUUUCAGAAUCAGCCUAUGUUGCAACUGUGAAAAGGUGUACGUAUAGUAGUGUGUAAAGCUGUCCUCAAAAAUUGUAAUCAAUGACAUGUGGAUUUUAAUUUUUUUUUCCUCUGCUUCAUCUUCGUAACAAAGUUUGAUUUACAAUGAAUCAAACUGUAAUCGUCUAUUUUUUAGAGACACAGAAUUCAACCUCUGCAGCAUCUAAUGUACUGCAAAGGUUUGAAAUGAACAACUAUAUGUCCUUAUGAUUAAUCUGGGUCUAAUAAUGGCUGACGUAUGGAGCAGACACAGUGAGUUGUUGAGGGGAGAUAAUUGUAAUUUUUGCACAUAUAUAUAAAUAUAAAUCUAUAGCCUUUCAUGUCAGUAAUGUAUAACAUUUUUCUGUAAUGUUUUAAUACUGACCAGUUUAGUCUUUUCUGGACUGGGUUGGAAUGGGAUGAUUAUACUGAACACUAUCUAACAAAUAUUUAACCAAGACCUUUAUUUCCUCCAAAGUGCAAUAUAUGAAUACUCGUGCGUGUGAGUAAUUAAUGCAUUACUGUGUAGACGUGUCAUUGCAAUAUCGCAAUAUCAAUGUUGUCUCUCUUGUGAACUAAGAUGUGUCUUGCAGUACAAUGUAGCCACAAAUAUAUAUAUACUCUUUUAGAAUGCUUUGCACUCUCUUCCUCUCUAGUGCCCAUUACCUGCCCUUUGUAUGCAAAAAUUCCAUUCGAAAAGAAAUCGUAUUCAGGAUGUUGUUCCUUUUUGGACUAGUGGAUGUGAAGAAGUUGCAUAUGUUUAUUUUUGGUUGUUUUUCAUGCACUGAUAUUUUAUUUGUCCGUUUUCAACCCCUGAGAUGUUCAACACUCUGUUCAUUUUUCACCUUUUGGGGGUUAAAAUAAAUACGGUAAAACUUUCAA